Molecule: messenger RNA, 1020 nt
Organism: Eurytemora carolleeae
Lineage: Eukaryota; Metazoa; Arthropoda; Copepoda; Calanoida; Temoridae
Product: myosin light chain kinase, smooth muscle
Exons: 8
Coding region: 121-963 (280 amino acids)
Biological process (GO): intracellular signal transduction; positive regulation of apoptotic process; protein phosphorylation
Cellular component (GO): nucleus
Molecular function (GO): ATP binding; protein serine/threonine kinase activity
Source: RefSeq, a predicted model, not a curated record
UAGGUUGCAAAGAUAUAGGGAUUAGAAAAUCAGAGUUUGUGGUGAGAACUCAGUUCCUUUGAGACUUUUCUCAACACAGAGGUUCAGCUAAAAACUUCAAAAUGCUUUCAAUUAUUUAAUAUGAGAAAUUAUAUCACAUAUAUGUUAAGAAUGGAGAGUAGUAUAUUAGUACUAGUUGGAUAUUAUGAAACUUCUCUACACACUCUCCUGGUUACAGAAUAUCUAGAGGGUGGAGAGCUUUUUAACAAGAUCACAGAUUCUUCCUAUUGCCUGACAGAGAGAAAAUGUCGAGGAUUUAUUAAACAGAUAAUUCAAGGACUCAACUAUAUUCAUCAGCAUGGUAUCAUUCAUCUAGACAUCAAACCACAGAACAUCAUGCUGACUCAUCCAAACAGGGAUGAUAUCAAGCUCAUUGACUUUGGGUUGGCCAAGCUCAUGAAGGAUGGCAAGAUAUUUGCAAGUUUUACUGGAACUAUUGGAUUCAUGGCACCAGAAGUACUCAAUUGUUCCCAGGCUGGCCCAGGUACAGAUUUCUUCAGCUUGGGAGUUGUAGCAUACAUGCUUCUAUCUGGAGGAUACGAACCCUUCUGGUUAAACAACGACGAAAAAACUAUAAAAAGAACUUUACACAUGGAAAUCAAAUAUCUUCAGAUGCUCUCACCCUCAGCAAAUAGUUUUCUCUCUGGUCUGCUAGCAAAACAAUUAACGGAGCGGUUACAAGGGUUACCUUGUCUUUCUCAUCCUUGGGUUCAAGGGAUACAGGAGGAACAAGAUUCAUCAAUGGAGAAGAUUGUGAACACAAUGCAUAUUAAAUCCUACAUGGCACGGACAAGAUGGGGCAAAGCUAUACGAGCAGUAAGGUUUGCAGUGAGAAUGAAAGCAGUUGUGGUUCCUAACCUACCCGGAGUAUACCCUGUACAAUACCCUGAUUUUAUAUCUACAGAGAUACCAAUAUAUGUAUAGUAAUUUCACAAAUAAAAUAACGUAAAGAAUAAUAAAGAUUUACAAUUUUUUAACAAA